AUGUUCUGCAGUCGUUUCCUAACUCUUCCGUUCAUCGAACCGAUACCACCGAAUCCGUUAAUGCCCAGAAACCGAUACGCUCUGACAUUGCACAUCGUUGACCAUGGUCUAAUCUCUAAUCAGAGGUAUUCAUAUAGAGGUUCGGAUGAAAGCCUGGAAGUGGAGCUGAAUCGCACAUGUGACGAGACGCGUUUUGAAGGCGGUCAACGCGUCUUUUCCCCGUAUUCCGAGCUGUCGGAGGCGCCGCGCAGCUGUCUCGCCUCACUCGUUCGUUGGGUGUCUAUGCUCGGACCCAGCUUGCCAAAGAUGACACCUGGACCAAACCGCCAUCGUUCUAGCUUCUUCACUUAUCUCGUCUCCAGGGAGAUGCCCUACCAACGACGCCAGGCUUCGAAACUUGACUGCACAAUUCUUACGUGUACUUACGCGUUCGCACCUUUCCGCUCUCACUGCAGGAGCGAGCAAGAAUUAUUAGGACCGAAAACCCCAGUCCGAAAACGUAAACAUGGAAAAUCUCGUUUCUCCCUAUGUAAAGCGCGCCGUUCCCUGCAGUAUCUGGUUCAAACAGGAAACGGUCUCUUCCCUGCUAAACUUGCCCAUUCGUGUAUUUACGAUAGCGGUACCAUUAAUCGUCAAAAUACUCUCCCGAACGUACACGAAUCGCGUUUCAUGUUCACCAGGCCGGGUCCAUCGGGCCGAUAG
This is a messenger RNA of Guyanagaster necrorhizus, 702 nucleotides long. RefSeq lists its product as uncharacterized. Bases 1 to 702 code for a protein of 233 amino acids. The transcript is spliced from 7 exons. The record is from RefSeq and is a predicted model, not a curated record. Lineage: Eukaryota; Fungi; Basidiomycota; Agaricomycetes; Agaricales; Physalacriaceae.